CGUGUUCCCGUCCCGGGGUUGUUAGAGUGAGACGUUCCGGUUGAACCUGCUCGGGCGCCUCUGCUCCAGUCGAUGGGAGCCCUCGGCUUCUGCCAGGCAGGCUCCUACCCUGUGUAUGUUCUCUGCUGUCUCCUCGCCGCCUAUCUGCUCAACCAGCUUGAUCGCUAUGUCCUGGCCAUCGUGAUACAACCGCUGGCGCAGGACUUGGAGUUUGGGGAUAGAAGCUGUCUUUCGGCCGGGGGUGCGGAGGGGAGCAAGGUGCAGUGCCGAAACGCCAGCUCCCAAGAGAGUUGUCUCUCCUUCCACAGCGAGAACCAGACACAAUAUUGUCAAUGGAACUACGAUGGGACUGGAUGGGAGUAUCAGAUCAUGGCUGGCCCUGUCUUCGUCCUUGUCUACACCUUGACAGGGAUUGUCGUGGGGUUUAUGGCGGAUUCUGUGAAUCGGAAGAAUUUCCUGUCGGCCAGUGUCUUCCUCUGGAGCCUGAUGACGUUACUGAUGGGCUUCUCCAAGCAAUACUGGCACCUGGUACUGCUGCGCUUUGGGCAAGGGAUCAGUGAGGCGGGAUGCACGCCGUUUGCCAUCAGUCUGAUCGUGGACUACUUCCCCAAGGUGACUCGAGGCUCGGCCAUUGGCUUCUACAACUGGGGAAUCUACGCUGGCUACAGUCUCUCCUACGCUAUUGGCAACUAUGUUACCAGAGCCAACAUCCUGGGGCAGGGCUGGCGAUGGGCGUUCUUCCUCAGCGCUCUCCCCGGGUUUGUCGUGAGCGCUGUCCUGCUGCUGACGGUCCGCGAGGCUGCGACCAGGAGGGGCAGCGCCAGCACCCAUGGUCUCGGUCUCCGGCACAAGCUGGUGCAGGGUCUGCGGCCCUUCCUCCGGCCAUCACUCCUGCUCUUCUCCUUCGCUGGCUCUGUCAGGAAUGCAGCAGGGUAUGUCUGGGCCUACAACACCCAAGUAUAUUUCAACCUGUACUUCAGCGGUGUGGAUGUGGGCCGCUGGUUGUCAUGGAUACCGCUAGUGGGGGGCUGCAUUGGAGCGGUUGCUGGAGGGCUUAUUGCGGAUCAAUUGGUCAAGAGAAGAGGCUUGUACGCACGUGUGUGGGUCUUGGUCGUCAGUCAGGUAGCAGCAGCUCCCUUUGUCGCUGGGGCACUCUGGCUGAAACCGCCAUAUUCCUUCAUCUCUUUAAUCCCGGCCAAUAUAAUUGGUGAGAUGGGCAUCGGGGUGGCGCUGACGAUCGUGGUGGAGCUGGUCGCGCCCGCAGUUCGCACUCCCGUCGUGGCCAUCUACAUCUUCAUCAUAUCCAACAUCGGUGGCAAUGCCCCGCUCCUGGUCACCCCGCUCACCCGCCGCUGGAGCCUGCGCCUGGCCUUGCUCGUCCUGUGUCCCGGCAUGUUUGUGGCCGGAUCCCUGCUCUUCCUCCUUUCGCUGGUGCUGAUGCGCUGGGACCAGAAGCUGGUUUGUGAGGAGGAAUCGCAGCCACUACUGGGGUUUGAGAGCUUUGACCUGGACCAGAGGACACCAAGCGAAGUGGAACUUUACGAAGACUUCUGACGUUUUCCGUGAAGCCGUGGCUGCAGGGGAGGGUGGCUGGGCAGGAUGGUAGGAGGUGGCCAAUUGCACAAUGGGUUCAGUCUGAGGAGCGACAGUGCAGAAAGAGGCCCUUCGGCCCAUCAUGAAGAUCAAUUGAGGAAGAUGUCAGUUCUGCCCAGAAAUAAUAUUGCUCUCUGUGCAGUAAUAAUUCCGCAGCAAACUCCUCCUUUCCAGAGUACACCCUCCGUGGGAGAUACAAAUGUUGGACGAGGUCAACAUCCCUCCAGCAUUUCAGGUCUUUGUUUGUACCUGCUGCUCGCUCUCGUGUUUUUUAGUUUUAGUUUUUGUUUGGAGAUCCAACACGGAAAAAGCUCUUUGGCCCACCGUGUCUGCUCCCACCAGCGAUCCCAGCACGCUAACACUUUCCCACACACACACACACACACACACACUAGGGAAAGUUUACAAUAAUACCAAACCAAUUGGCCUACAAACCCGUACGUCUUUAGGGGUGUGGGAGGAAACCAGGACUCCCAGAGAAAACCCACGCAGGUCACAGGGAGAACAUACAAAGUCAGUACAGAUGGCACCAAUAGUUAGGAUCGAACCUGGGUCUCUGGCGCUGUAAGGCAGCAGCUGUACCAAUCUCACUAUUCCCUCCCAACUCCCAGCCUUCCCCAUGGCGUAGUGUUGCAGCGGUUAGUGCUGCUGCCUGACCAGCAGACAAUAGGUGCAGGAGUCGGCCAUUCGAGCCAGCACCGCCAUUCACUGUGAACAUGGCUGAUCACCGCACACCAACACUGUCCGACACACACUAGGGACACUACCGAAGCCAAUUAACCUACAAACCUGGACGUCUUUGGAAUGUGGGAGGAAGCCGGAGCACCAGGAGAAAACCCACGCUGGUCACGGGGAGAGCAUACAAACUAAGCGCAGACAGCACCCGUAGUCAGGAUCGAACCCGGCUCAACGGCACUGUAAGGUAGAAACUCUACCGCUUCCUUAUGCUUAUGCUUAACAAGGUGCCUGACGUAACUCACGCUAUGGUUUCAAUUGUUUAUUUAUUAUUAGGUAUACCAAGGUACAGCAAAAUGCUUUUUUAUUUUUUGCAUACAGCUCAGCAAGACCAUCACCACACAAAAGCACAAUCCCCUUCGUACUGAAUGUACAGAGCAGCACACUGAGUCCAUAUGUAAGAGCCGCCAUUUCGGCACCGUUUUACACUGUAGUCCCCUCACGAUGACUCCAAAGACUUCAAGGUCAGUGAGAGACCUGAAUAAAGCGGAUGUGGAGAGGAUGUUUCAACUAGUGGGAGAGUCUAGAACCAGAGGCCACAGCCUCAGAAUUAAAGGACAUACCUUUAGGAAGGAGAUGAGGAGGAAUUUCUUUAGUCAGAGGGUGGUGAUUCUGUGGAAUUCAUUGCCACAGACGGCUGUGGGGGCCGUCGUUGGGUAUUUUUGAGAUGGAGAUUGACAGAUAUUUGAUUAGUCCGUGUGUCAGGGGUUACAAGGAGAAGGCAGGAGAAUGGGGUUAAGGGGAAAAGAUAGAUCGGCCAUGAAUGAAUGGCGGAGUAGAUUCGAUGGGCCGAAUAGCCUAUGUCUGCUCCGAUGACUGAUGAACCUAUGAAGGGUCUCGACCAUGAAACGUCACCUAUUCCUUCUCUCCAGAGACGCUGCCUGUCCCGCGGAGUUACUCCAGCAUUGUGUGUCUACCUUCAACUUCUGGAGGUUGUUGGUUGAAGUCUCCUGUGGCCAGGGGAACACUGUACAGUCAGAGGGAUGUUUGUGAGGAAGUGGCGUGGCAUCAGAGUUGCUGCCUUACAGCACCAGAGACCCAGGUUCAACCCUGACUACAGGCGCUGUCUUUACGGAGUUUGCAUGUUCGCCCCCCUGACCUGCGUGGGUUUUUCUCCGAGAUCUUCGGUUUCCUCCCACACUCCAAAGGCGUGCACGUUAGUGGGUUAACUGGCUUGGUAUCAAUGUAAAAUUGUCCCUGGUGUGUGUAGGGUGGUGUAAAUGUGUGGGGAUCGCUGGUCGGUCGGAGCGGACUCGGUGGGCUGAAGGGCCUGUUUCCGAGCUGUAUCACUAAACUAAAGCACCACACGGAUGCUGGACUGUGGGAAAGCUGCACUGCUGGAAGGGCUGUCCUUCAGAUGAGAUUUUUAGCCGUCUAUCUUUUAGACGUGUACACUGGCACCCAUCCAAGAAAAGCAGGAGUGCUCUUUAGUUCUGACUCUGGCUCUUUCAUGGAAUGUUAAGUGGGAUUUGGGAUUAUUUUUCAGGGGGUUUGUUGAAGGUGAGGUUUAUUUUACCAGGUUGGAGCAGAGUAUUUUCUGACGAUUAAUGAGAGCACUCAAUCGGGGCAUUAUCCGAGGGAUUAUUUGGACAUUUGGUUUGAUUAUUUGAAGGUGGUUUUUGAACAGAUUGUAUUGAGGACUGUUAUUCGAGGGGACAAAUUCAUGAGUUGUUAUUUGGCAAUGGCUCAAGGUUUCAUUCACCAGUAGCAGCCGCUGGGGAUAUUAAGGGGGAGUUAGUUGUGGAUUUAGAUGGAAGUUUAUUUACAGUGCAGGCAGGAACUGCAGAUGUUGGUUUACACCGAAGAUAGACACAACAUGCUGGAGAAACUCAGUGGGACAGGCAGCAUCUCUGGAGAGAAGGAAUAGGUGACGUUUCAGGUCGAGACCCUUAAGCCAUUCCUUUUCACCAGUUCAUUUACAGUGUUGGUUUAGUUUAGAGAUACAUCACGGAAACAGGUCCACCGAAUGCGCGCUGACCACACACUAACACUGUACUAAACAAUGUUACAUAAUAUUAAAACAAAUAAUCUACAAAACCUGUACAUCGUUGGAGCUUGGGAGGAAACCGGGAGCACCUGGAGAAAACCCACGCGGUCACAGGGAGAAACUCUGUACGGAUAUCAAGUACUGUAUCUAUGAUUCUAUGGCUUGGAAUCAACAUCAACACUGACCUUGGAAGAAUGUGGACCAUAGGUGAGGUUUAAAUGUAUAAGGCCUUGCGUUUCUAACCCUCCCCCAAGCAUCGCCGCUCCUCUCCCCAACUCAGAGUGGGUUAUUCACUGUAUUAGAGUUUAGUUUAGUGUCUCAGCCACUGCACCAUACGAUCCGGCACUGAGGUAAAGACUUCUAAUUCCUGCCACCCAAGCUUCCCGGGACAUGAGGUAAUGGCUGGUUUUCCUCUCACCAUCCUCCCUUCAUUAACUGGUGACCAACUUUCUUCCCACCUCUCACUUUUUCCAUCAUGUUAUCUCAAGUGCCUCCUCUCCCCGUGUCGCACAUCAAAGCCAACAGUUUCAUCAAGAUGUUGAAGCAGAGUUCACGUUAGUUGAAAUGAACACCAAAGGCCAUUCUGCCCAUCACUCCAGUUCUUUCUCCAUUAUAUUUGGAAUGCCUUGCAAUGCUGAAUAAAGUGUUCUUCAAACAUGGGCUCCAACCCCCUCCCCCAUACAUUCUGCUUCCAGAACCUCGGCAUUCUAGUACCUUAGCGAUGGCCAGCACAGUGGCACAGCGGCAGAGUUGCUGCCUCACAGCGCCAGAGACCCGUGUUCGAUCCACACUACAGGUGUAUGCGGUGCGGAGUUUGUACGUUCUCCCAGUGACCUGCGUGGGUUUUCUCCGGGAUCACCGGUUUCCUGCCACACUCCAAAGACGUACAGGUUUGCAGGCUGUAAUAGGCUUGGUAUCAUUCGAAGGUAGACACAAAAUACUGGAGUAACUCAGCAGGACAGGCAGCAUCUCUGGAGAGAAGGAAUGGGUGAAGUUUCAGUCUGACCCGAAACGUUACCCAUCCAUGUUCUCCAGAGAUGUUGCCUGAGCUGCUGAGUUACUCCACCACUAUUGUGUCAUUAAAGUUCUUGUCCCACGAGCAUGCGGCAAGUGUGACCUAAAGGGCCUGUCCCACCAGUAUGCGACUCCAUGCGGCAAGCACGGCCUAACGUGGUCGCGUGAGCCGUACGGCCUCGCGGGGCCGGUCCCACUUCGAUCGCCGGAGUCGUAUGGAGUUGUGCGGAGCUGGUCCCGACAUCGCGCGGGGCUCCGAAAAACUGACCGUGUUCAAAAAUUCCGCGCGGCAACGGCCUGCCGGCCCACACCUGCCUCAACGCCGUACGUCACGCGCGAACUUCCCGCGGACUUCGC
Molecule: messenger RNA, 5686 nt
Organism: Leucoraja erinaceus (little skate)
Lineage: Eukaryota; Metazoa; Chordata; Chondrichthyes; Rajiformes; Rajidae
Product: probable galactarate/D-glucarate transporter GarP
Exons: 9
Coding region: 73-1554 (493 amino acids)
Biological process (GO): transmembrane transport
Cellular component (GO): membrane
Molecular function (GO): transmembrane transporter activity
Source: RefSeq, a predicted model, not a curated record